Hirsutella rhossiliensis is the source of this 837-nucleotide messenger RNA. Its product is annotated as methyltransferase domain-containing protein. NCBI's taxonomy places the organism in Eukaryota, Fungi, Ascomycota, Sordariomycetes, Hypocreales, Ophiocordycipitaceae. Gene Ontology annotation, cellular component: cytoplasm; nucleus. The transcript has a single exon. Gene Ontology annotation, biological process: tRNA wobble uridine modification. Gene Ontology annotation, molecular function: tRNA binding; S-adenosylmethionine-dependent methyltransferase activity. The record is from RefSeq and is a predicted model, not a curated record. The coding region runs from base 1 to 837 and encodes 278 amino acids.
AUGACGAGCCCUGCCGUCUCAAACCCGGCGGCGGCGGCGGAGGAGGGGCAGGAAGGCGUUUCCGCGACCGCCCGGGACGAGCAGCCUCCGGCCUCAUCGGCGACGGCCGGCGGCGCAGACGAGCCAGCCCCAGAGGCGUACGAGGACGCGCACGUGCACGCCGUCUACGAGGCCAUCGCGCCGCACUUUUCCUCGACGCGCCACAAGCCGUGGCCUCUCGUGGCCGACUUCCUGCUCGCCCAGCGGCCCGGCAGCAUCGGCCUCGACGUGGGCUGCGGCAACGGCAAGUACCUCUGCGUCAACCGCGCCGUCCACCUGCUGGGCUCGGACCGCAGCGCCGCCCUGGUCCGCCUGGCCGCCGCCGAGGGCCGCGGCCUCGGCCACGUCGUCGUCGCCGACGGCCUGGCGCUGCCCUACCGCGCCGCGGCCGUCGACUUUGUCGUCAGCAUCGCCGUCGUCCACCACCUGUCGACGCGCGCGCGCCGCCGCGAUGCCAUUGCCGCGCUGCUGCGCUGCCUCCGGCCCGGCCCUGACGCCCGCGCCCUCGUCUACGUUUGGGCGCUCGAGCAGGGCGGGAGCCGCAGGGGCUGGCACGAGGGCUCCGAGCAGGAUACCCUGGUGCCGUGGGUCAUGCGCUCAAAGGGCGCGCCGGAAGCCACGUAUCAGCGCUACUACCACUUGUACAGGCAAGGGGAGCUGGAGGACGACGUGUGCGCCGCGGGAGGCUCCGUGUUGGAGAGCGGCUAUGAAAGGGACAACUGGUGGGUGGUUUGUAAUCGCUCGGACAACGCAGAGGAACCUCACCGAGAGCCGGGCGACCAAAGCCAGUUUGAAUAA